This is a messenger RNA of Daldinia vernicosa, 2730 nucleotides long. Its product is annotated as Piwi-domain-containing protein. Gene Ontology annotation, molecular function: protein binding; RNA binding. The record is from RefSeq and is a predicted model, not a curated record. The transcript has 3 exons. The coding region runs from base 1 to 2730 and encodes 909 amino acids. Lineage: Eukaryota; Fungi; Ascomycota; Sordariomycetes; Xylariales; Hypoxylaceae.
AUGGCCUAUGACAAGACUGUUGGUGAUAGCGAGGACUUAGUCGUUAAAAAGGUUAACAGCAGCAAGGACAAACAGACCAGAUUCCCACCACGUCCAAAAUAUGGGACCGAGGGCACGUCAGAUUCUCUCUGGGCUAACUACGUAAAGAUGGACAUAGGAGACCUAGUUCUAUAUCGAUACGAUAUCUCAAUUGACCAAGAACCCAGUGUGAGGAGGCGUAUCCAGAUUGUCAAACUACUUCUUCAACUUCCUUGCAUGGGUGACUAUAAACAAGGCAUCAUCACUGACUUCAGGUCGACUCUUCUAUCACUAAAGAAACUUGAGAAUAUUGACGAUCCCAACGAGGUUGAAUAUCGUGCCGAGGAUGAAGUUCAGUCACGCAAGGGUGCGAAGAAGUACAAAGUCGCACUUAAAUACACUAAGACUCUCUCCAUUUCUAACCUCCAGGACUAUGCCAAGUCCACUGAUAUUUCAGCGAUGGAUAACAUUAAGAAAGAAAUAGUACAAGCAUUGAAUAUUCUAUUCAAUCACUAUGCGGAGACCACCGAUAAUCUUGUUACGUUCGGGUCAGGGAAAAUUUUCCCGGUUGGCACUUCUCAGGAAAAUUGCGACCUCGGCGGCGGUCUAGAGGCGAUAAGGGGUCAUUUCACUAGUGUUAGAUGGAUGACUUCCCGGUUCCUUCUGAACGUAAAUGUCUGCCGCGCAGCUUUCUAUAAAACUUGGACAGUUCUCGAGUUGAUGAACAAAUAUCGGCAGGACGUGAGCCGUGACAAUGUGAAGCUGGCAUUCUUUUUAAGGGGGCUUAGAGUGCGGGUAAAUCACCUUGACAGUUCGAAAAAGGAUCACGGAACCAUUUCCAAAAUUAGGACAAUUUGUGGCCUUGUUACGGAGAACGAUGGAAAGGAUCUAGAUUAUCCCCCAGAAGGUCGUAGUUUUGGCGCUACUUCCAAAGAAAUCAGUUUUUGGAUGGACGAAAAAGGAGGUUAUUAUAUUAGUGUCUACGAUUACUUUAAACAAAGAUAUGGAAUAUCGGUAGACUCAACAAGGCCAGUUAUCAACGUCGGGACGCCAAUGAACCCAAAAUAUCUCCCCCCUAAUCUCUGCAGCGUACUUCCUGGUCGGGUGGCGAGGACAAAAUUGACUUCCGAACAAUCGCAGAAGAUGAUUGAUUUCUGCACCAGCGGACCGUCUCCAGAUGCUUCUAAUAUUCAGUCAAUUGGAUUAACUUCGGUUGGGCUUAGAGGCGAGAAUAGAAAUUUAGGGCGUUUCCAUAUUAGCUUUCCAAGGGAAUAUUCUGAGCCGAGCCUAAUCACAGUUCCGACCCGUGUCUUAAAUGCACCGAAGGUUUGCUACAAAUCUAACAACGGUUAUCAGAAUGCCAAAUUGUCCAAAAAUAGGUCAUGGGAUCUUCGAAAUAUGAGUUUCACUACAGCUACAAACACGAGGAGAUGGUCGUAUGUGGUCAUUACGUUCGGGGGUGAAACAAACGUUUACGAAGGCAGACACAAAGAUCUUGAACAGUUGUUCAAGAAGGAGCUCCCUAAGGUCGGAAUAAAAUACACAGAGCCGGUAGACCUAAAAACUGCUCGUAAAGUCAACGUCAAAGAUGCAGCGGACAUCGACAAGAUUUUUCAGAUUGCCAAAAAUUAUAGUCUGAACUGGCUCCUUAUCAUCUUACCUAGAAGGAUAAUAGCAGGGGACUACAACUAUAUCAAGAAGUUGGGCGAUCUUCACCACGGCAUAGCAACAAUCUGUGUCGCUGGUGAUAAGCUUGAUGCUCAGAGGAAUCCCGCUCAAUACGUGGCCAACAUUUCCAUGAAGCUCAAUCUGAAGCUUGGUGGAAAUAACCAGUACGUCAAAUUCAAUGAGUUAACUUCACUCAACUUCAGCGAGACUAUGGUUGUGGGUAUUGAUGUCACCCACCCAUCCCCUUCAUCCAGCAAAGAUACUCCUAGCAUCGCUGCGGUUGUUGCAACUAUCAACUCCUCUCUUGGACAAUGGCCGGCUGUGAUCCGACGGCAAGCGGAGGCACGCCAAGAGAUGGUGUCAGAGCUUGCGGAUAUGCUUCAUUCACGGCUAUUGCUAUGGGAAAAGCAUAAUAAAGCCUAUCCAAAGAACAUUCUAGUUUAUCGCGAUGGCGUAUCUGAAGGCCAGUACGAGACAGUACUCGAUCAAGAGCUGCCACUUCUACAUGAGGCCUUUACUCGUAUCCCCGUCUAUCGGAAAAAGGCGCCGCGGCUCACGGUGAUUAUUGUUGGGAAGCGUCACCAUACGCGAUUCUACGCACCUGGUGAUGAACCAUCCAAUCCCUUACCUGGAACUAUUGUCGAUCGGGGUGUGACGGAAGCCCGGUACUGGGAUUUCUAUCUUCAACCCCACGACGCGAUAAAGGGAACUGCACGCCCUAUACACUACUUUGUGCUACACGACGAGAUAUUCAAGGACCUUCGCAACCCAGUUAGCGAGCUAGAAGCCGUAACUCAAGGGCUAUGCUAUGUGUUCGGCCGCGCCACAAAACCGGUUAGCGUUUGCACUCCCGCCUACUAUGCUGAUAUAGCAUGUGAGCGGGCUCGUUGCUACCUCGACCAUUUGUUCGAUGAUCCUGGUGAAUGGGCAGCACAUGACUCCAAGAGCUCCAAGGACAUUCAGAAACCUAGCCAGGGAAAAGUCCCCCCUAAGGAUAAGAUAGAACUUCAUGCUAAUAUUAGAGAUACUAUGUUUUAUAUCUGA